AUGUCUACGCCAGCGGAUCACCAGCCGCUCAAAAAGGCACCCAAGACUCCUGUGGCUCCAAGACCUAGCUCAAGCGUCCUCCUCAUUUCGCCCACAAAUCAAAUCCUCCUUCUCCAUCGCGUGUCCAAAGCCUCCAGCUUCGCCUCCGCGCAUGUCUUCCCCGGCGGCGCCUUGAGCAAAACCCACGACGGUGCCAUCCCCGACAUCGACGAGCCCGGCCGUCAUCAAGACGGUCCUGCAUACCGCCUCGCCGCGAUUCGCGAGACGUUUGAGGAAUCCGGGAUCCUUCUCGCGAAAAGCAAGAAAACAGGCAAACUAUUCACAGACAUCGACGACGCAAAAAGAGACGAGGGACGUCGCGGAGUGCAUGCAGGCACGGUGAAGUUCACCGACUUGCUGGAGAGCUGGGGCGCGGUGCCGGAUACAGAAGCAUUAGUACCGUUCACAAGAUGGGUCACGCCGCCAAACGUCCCCAAGCGCUUCUCCACGCAGAUGUACAUUUACUUCCUACCGCUGGGAUCGUCGUCGCCCACCGCUGGGGAGGAAGAAAUGGUUAUCCCCACCCCGACGCACGACGGCGGCAUCGAACACACCGCCGCCCGCUUCCUCCCGCCAAACAAAUGGAUCGAUCUCGCGCGCCAGAACAGAAUCAUCCUCUUCCCCCCGCAGUUCUUCCUCACCCUCAUCCUAUCCAAGUACCUCUCCCCCAGCGUCACCGGGCCCGAUAGCCCCGUCCCCAGCGUUGCCGACCUGCAGGCCGAGCGCGAUAAUCUGCUCGCCUUUCUGAACAAACCGCGCAUGUACGAUGGUAGACCUGAGGUCUCGUUCACGGAAGCGUGUAUCUCCCCCACGGUGCUAGGCAAGGGCGAGUAUGGGGAUAAAUCGCAAGAUGGGGUCGGCGGCGUGGAUAAACACACCGCGGUUAUGGUGCUGGAUAGACCGGGACCGGAGAUCGUGGCGCAGGGGCAUGGCAGGAGGGGGAUACGGGAGUGGGUUGUUACGACGAAGUUUAAGGGAGAGGGGCCGCGGGAUGUGGAUGUUAGGCGUAGGGAGGAGGUGCUUGGGAGUGGGAUGGGGAUGGAGAAGGGGAAGUUGUAG
Messenger RNA from Dothidotthia symphoricarpi CBS 119687, 1098 nucleotides. RefSeq lists its product as uncharacterized. The record is from RefSeq and is a predicted model, not a curated record. Lineage: Eukaryota; Fungi; Ascomycota; Dothideomycetes; Pleosporales; Dothidotthiaceae. The transcript is spliced from 2 exons. Gene Ontology annotation, cellular component: mitochondrion. The coding region runs from base 1 to 1098 and encodes 365 amino acids. Gene Ontology annotation, molecular function: hydrolase activity, acting on acid anhydrides, in phosphorus-containing anhydrides.